This is a messenger RNA of Mytilus trossulus (common blue mussel), 1044 nucleotides long. RefSeq lists its product as uncharacterized. Lineage: Eukaryota; Metazoa; Mollusca; Bivalvia; Mytilida; Mytilidae. The transcript is spliced from 6 exons. The record is from RefSeq and is a predicted model, not a curated record. Bases 1 to 1044 code for a protein of 347 amino acids.
AUGAUAAUAGAACUGGGGUGUAAAGAAUUAUCAUUAUCUUCAUUGUGUAAUAUUAACUUCUACUAUAAUCGAGCAGUUUCUGUUCUACAACAGUUUUCUCGGAGUUUCCCUCCUACGGAUAUUUUAACGAAUGACAGAAUGUUGAACUUGGUCUUUUCAAAUGUACAGUUUGCAAGUUCAAAGAUGACUUUAGGACAAUAUUACAGACUAAUCCUGUGUCUAAUGGGAUGCAAUGCCUGUGGGGAGCAAGUUUCAUUAAACCUGGUAACAGAUAAUAUUACGAUUGGACAAGAUGUUGUACUAACUUGUACUGUCCAUGGAAUACAAACGAUUGAUAGAAAAACAACCAGACAGUGGUCCAUGGGAGACGAUGACGAACUUAUAUGUUACAAUGGCCGAAUAAAUAAUCUUAGAAAGUAUGACGAGAAAAUACUUUUUGGAAAUGAAUUCUGUCUUACAAUAUUUAAUAUUACAGAAGCGGACCUCAACGUAGUUUAUCAAUGUCGCUAUGGAUUCGAUGCAGCAAGUAAAUUAAUUGAGGCAGAUAAACCCACAUCAAUGUUAUCAUUAAGAUUGGUAACCGAGAUCAUUAUAUUCGGAGGAAAUAUGAUAUUGACAUGCACUGUAAAAGGGAUCAGCGCACUAGACAGAGACGUAACUAGGCAAUGGUCUAUGGGAAAUGAAGACCAUCUUUUAAGUUACAAUGGCAGAAUAAAUAAUCAUAAAAAGUAUAAAGAAACUAUUCUUCAUGGGAAUGCAUUCAGUCUUAAAAUAUCAAAUGUAACAGUUCAAGAUGUAAAUGCAACUUAUCGAUGUCGAUAUGGUUUCGAUACAGCCACAUACUUCAUCAAAAUAAGCGAAAGUGCAAGUCUACAAACAGGAGGCCAAUUUUAUCAUUCUUCAAAUAUACCAAGUCGAAAUACAGAAACACAAGCAGACAAAGGAAAUUUAACACGUAAUGAUACAAUAUCCUUUACGGAAACAAAGAACAAGAACAAAACAAAUGACAAAAACAUACCAGAAGAUGAACCAUGUUUGCUAUAG